Messenger RNA from Knipowitschia caucasica, 1647 nucleotides. Lineage: Eukaryota; Metazoa; Chordata; Actinopteri; Gobiiformes; Gobiidae. The record is from the annotation of a GenBank genome assembly.
AUGGCGGACAGUGAAGUGACAGAUCAAUCUGGCCCGAAGGAUGGCAUUGAACGGGCAAAGAAUGAAGGCAAAGAAUUAACCAAAGAAGAAAAGCAGCGUCUCAGAAAAGAGAAGAAACAACAAAAAAAGGGCAAGGAGAAGAAAGAUGACAAGGCUCCAAAAGAAAGUCAAAAGGAAAAGCCUCCAGCUGCUGCUGCACAACCAUCAACGCAACCAUCAACGCAACCAUCAACGCAAGCUCCAUCACAGAAAGUCUGUUCAGCAGUUCCAGCCCCUGCUGUGGCUGCAGCUGCUGCAGAGACUACGGCAGCGAAAGAGAAACCCACCAAGAGCAAAGCUGAGCUGAAAGCAGAGAGAAGAGCUCGCCAAGAAGCUGACAGAGCCUCCAAACAGGGCAAGAAGGGAGAUGGUGCACAAGCGGCACCUGCCAAGUCCAAAGCGGCUCCAAGUGAACUACAGCCAGUUGUUAAGAGGCUCCCUGAACAUAUUCAAGUUGAUAAUCCAGACGUUUUAAAGAAGUUGGCCAAAAAGUUGGAAAGGCAACAAACGCCUGAGAACAUUGCAGAUAAAAAGAUCCCACUUCGCUCGGACUAUGGUUACAAAGUCAGUUUGUUUUCUCACCUUCACCAGUACAGUCGAAAAGCUCCACUAACGCAACAACUUAGCAUUCCUUCCUCUGUGAUCCAUCCAGCUAUAGUGCGACUAGGACUACAGUAUUCACAGGGGAUUGUAGCAGGAUCCAACGCCCGCUCUGUGGCACUAUUGCAUGCCUUCAAACAGGUGAUUAGGGACUACACAACACCUCCAAAUGAAGAGCUCUCAAGAGACUUGGUCAAUAAGCUAAAACCUUACAUCAGUUUUUUGAACCAGUGUCGCCCUCUAUCAGCCAGCAUGGGAAAUGCAAUUAAAUACAUCAAGAAGGAAAUAUCUAAUAUUCCUAACCAGUGUAAAGAUAAAGAGGCUAAGAAUAAAUUGCUGAACUGCAUUGAUUGCUACAUAAAUGAGAAGAUUGUUCUUGCUGCGAAAGCUAUAGCCAAGUAUGCGAUAGAAAAGAUCAGUGAUGGAGAUGUCAUUCUUGUGUAUGGAUGCUCCUCUCUGGUAAACAACAUAUUAUGUGAGGCUUUUGAGAAGAACAGAAAGUUCCGUGUGAUUGUGGUGGACAGUAGACCACGGCUGGAGGGACGAGAGGCUUUGAGACGCCUCGUGCAGAGGGGCAUCAGGUGUACCUAUGUGCUUAUCUCUGCAGUUUCAUACAUCCUUCCUGAGGUAUCAAAGGUGUUUCUCGGUGCUCAUGCUCUCCUUGCCAAUGGGUAUGUGAUGUCUCGAGUGGGAACAUCUCAAAUUGCUCUCGUGGCCAAAGCCUUCAACGUGCCUGUUUUGGUGUGCUGUGAGACGUAUAAGUUCUGCGAGAGGGUCCAGACGGACUCGUUUGUGUCUAAUGAACUUGAUGACCCUGACGACCUCAUCGUGACUCGUAAAGGGAAGACUCAGUUGGAGAAUUGGCAGGAUGUAGAGCUGUUGGGCCUUUUGAAUCUGGUCUAUGAUGUGACGCCGCCAGACUUUGUGGACUUGGUGAUCACAGAUCUGGGCAUGAUUCCUUGUACCUCGGUUCCUGUUGUUCUUCGUGUGAAAAAUGUGGACAUGUAA